Messenger RNA from Dendroctonus ponderosae (mountain pine beetle), 530 nucleotides. Its product is annotated as larval cuticle protein LCP-17-like. The record is from RefSeq and is a predicted model, not a curated record. Gene Ontology annotation, molecular function: structural constituent of chitin-based larval cuticle. Lineage: Eukaryota; Metazoa; Arthropoda; Insecta; Coleoptera; Curculionidae. Gene Ontology annotation, cellular component: chitin-based extracellular matrix.
CUCCUUGAUGAUGUUGAUUGGCGGUUCAAACAUAAUGUUGGAAAGUUCAAUGAUUUGGAUGAUCAUGUGGGCAAUUUUACCUUCUACAACAUCAUUUUCGUUGUAUCAUGCAGCCAAAACAUUGAAAUUCGUUUCGGAUUUGCAGCCGAAUAGCAAUUACGAGUAUGCCUUUGAAACCGACAAAGGAAUCCGCAUCCAGCAAACAGGAACAAUAAAAAAUCUAGAAACCGAUAAAAUCCCGCAGGUGACUGGAUCCUUCUUCUAUCAUUCUCCAGAAGGACUCCCCAUUCAUCUAGAAUAUAUAGCAGAUGAGAACGGGUUUCAGCCACAUGGAGCCCAUCUUCCGACUCCUCCACCCAUUCCGUUGCAGAUUCGACGAGCCCUGGAAUGGAUCGAGGAGCAGAAGAAGAAGCAGGCUCUUGACGAUAUCAAGCAAAGCUUUUUUGAGAAUGUGCAGAAACUGAGAGGCUGAUUAGCGACAGUCUUAUCGAUUUUAUAUGGCAGUUAUUAGAUACAGCUGUGCAAUCGUC